GUCAACCAUGAACUGUCAAAUAUUUGAAAUAUUGCGCCAAUUUUCCAUAAAAGUGCUUUAAAAAAGCUCGAACUAGUCCUAGAGUUAGAAAAGCACUUCAAUAUUACAUAAAUUUAUACGUUCUUGGUAGAUUCUGAAAAUAUCUGUGACGACAUCUCGACAAAUAAAAUCGAACUGAACGACCUCCAGGAAAAAGAUGGCGUCUMCGGUAUACGUAGAAGAAGAGCUAGGAAGAAAAUGGGACCGGUGUUUUUCAGAUGCACUACUUAAGUUUGGAGGUGGGAUCGUUUUAGGAUCAGUCUUUUCUCUCUUGUUUUUCAAAAGAAGACGAUGGCCUAUUGUAAUGGGUGGAGGAUUUGGUAUAGGAAUGGCUUAUUCAAAUUGUGAACGGGAUAUAAAUGCUACCAUUCGUGAUCGAAGUCUCUAAUGUAUUGUAAUUUUAGUACAACAUUAGAUUAUACUGCCGCUGGAAUUCUUUCCUGUAAUAAAUUCUUUUGUAGAGUGUAAAUAAAACUUAUGUUAUAACUUUA
Messenger RNA from Tribolium madens (black flour beetle), 530 nucleotides. RefSeq names its product MICOS complex subunit MIC10-like. The transcript has 2 exons. Gene Ontology annotation, cellular component: mitochondrial inner membrane; mitochondrion; MICOS complex. Bases 197 to 427 code for a protein of 76 amino acids. The record is from RefSeq and is a predicted model, not a curated record. NCBI's taxonomy places the organism in Eukaryota, Metazoa, Arthropoda, Insecta, Coleoptera, Tenebrionidae.